Arthroderma uncinatum is the source of this 1179-nucleotide messenger RNA. RefSeq lists its product as uncharacterized. The record is from RefSeq and is a predicted model, not a curated record. Lineage: Eukaryota; Fungi; Ascomycota; Eurotiomycetes; Onygenales; Arthrodermataceae. Bases 1 to 1179 code for a protein of 392 amino acids. Gene Ontology annotation, molecular function: transmembrane transporter activity. The transcript is spliced from 5 exons. Gene Ontology annotation, biological process: transmembrane transport.
AUGCUUCGAAAAUGGGGCUAUAAGUCCGUCUUCAUCAUGGGAUUAUGUCUUUAUGGAAUAGGAGCCCUCUGCAUGUGGCCAGCUGGUUUGAAUCAAUCGUUUGGCGGAUUCUGUGGUGCAACCUUUGUGAUUGGUUCAGGAUUGGGCUCGCUCGAAACGGCAGCGAAUCCAUAUCUCUCAGUUUGCGGUCCACCAAAAUAUGCCGAAAUCCGAAUUAACUUCGCUCAGGCUUUCAAUGCCAUAGGCACGGUAGUAGGGCCCGUCCUUGGCUCCUAUGUAUUCUUUUCUACGACGGAAGACGAUGUCAGCGCCUUACAGCGAGUCCAAUGGGUAUACCUUGCAAUUGCUAUCUUUGUCUUCUGUCUUGCAGGAGUAUUUUAUAUCUCCAACAUUCCCGAAGUUACAGACGCAGAUAUGGAGUUCCAGGUUACCCAAACGCACGUCACUGACAAGGACGAAUCGUUCUGGAAACGAUAUCAGCUGUUCCAUGCAGCAUUUGCGCAAUUUUUAUAUGUUGGCUCGCAAGUGGCAAUCGCAUCAUAUUUCAUAAAUUACAGUGUAGAAACACGAGCAGAUACUUCUAGCGCCCUGGGAGCAAAAUUCUUAGCUGGCGCGCAGGGGGCAUUUACAGUUGGUCGAUUUUCAGGAGCUUUCCUCAUGAAGUAUAUCAGAGCUAGAUGGAUAUUCCUCGUCUACUUAGCUGGAGUCGUUGUUUUUCUAGCUGCGUCUACCACACAGAGGGACAACACAGGCAUAGCUAUGCUUUUUAUGGUUCUAUUUUUUGAAUCAGUUUGUUUCCCAACUAUCGUUGCCUUGGGAAUUCGUGGUCUAGGCAAACACUAUAAACGGGGAUCUGGAUUCAUAAUUGCCGGUGUUUCUGGUGGCGCUGCCAUUCCACCGCUUCUCGGCUAUGUCGCUGACUUGCAUGAUUCGACUGGAUUUGCAAUGAUCGUUCCAACAGUUCUCAUGGCGGCGGCUUGGACAUAUGCCGUAUGUGUAAAUUUCGUCCCCUCUUACCGUGACCCAGCGGAUAAGGUUGGAGACAGUAAUCUUGGUAUCGCAGACGUCAGGGCGGAUGAAGAACAUACCGGCGCUGAUAUACAAAUCGCAAAGUCGGAUUCCCCCUCAAAAGGGGUUGAAUUCGUAGCUCCAAUCGUUGGGGAGAAGGAAGUGAAGUAA